Molecule: messenger RNA, 2937 nt
Organism: Clunio marinus
Lineage: Eukaryota; Metazoa; Arthropoda; Insecta; Diptera; Chironomidae
Source: the annotation of a GenBank genome assembly
AUGAAUCAAGUGGAAAUUCUCAAGCCUCCUAUUCAAUCAGAGAGUGAUAAAAAGCAAUAUCGUUUGAUUAAGCUUCCUAAUGGAUUGAAAGCUCUUUUGAUACACAAACCAGAAAAUACUUCUGCUGAUGGAAGUGAAAAUGAGAGUCUUUCUUCUGCAGCUUUGAAAGUAGGAGUUGGAUCAUUUGAUGAUCCACAAAAUAUCGGAGGUCUUGCGCAUUUUCUCGAACAUAUGCUAUUCAUGGGGAGUGAGAAAUAUCCCGGUGAUGGCGAAUAUAAUGAAUUUAUAAACUCAAAUGGUGGAGACAACAAUGCAAUGACUGGAGAUGAAGACACAUUAUAUUAUUUUGAAGUAUCUGAAAAAGCUUUCCCCGAAGCUUUAGAUCGUUUUGCACAACAGUUCAUUUCACCAUUGCUAUUGAGAGAUUCAAUAAAUCGAGAACGAGAAGCAGUUGAUUCCGAGUUUCGAAUGAGUAUUAAUAAUGAUUUAAAAAGAUUAAUGGCUUUCUUCAAAACCUUUAUUAGCGAUAGUCAUCCAGGCAGUUAUUUUGAUUACGGAAGUCUUGACACUUUAAAGAAUAAUAUCUCUGAUGACGAUCUUUACAAUGCACUUUGCGAUUUGUUUACUAAAUAUGUUGCCGAUGCUAUGCGUUUGUGUGUUCAAUCAAAACGCUCACUCGACGAGUUACAAAAUAUUGUGGUGGAGAAAUUUUCACACCUCAAAAGCGGUACAAUUAUCAGCAAGCCUGAAAUGAGUUUAAGUGAAAUUGUAAAACCAAAAUUUUACACAAAUAUGUACUUUGUAAAACCAAAAAUCGAAGCCCAAACUUUGAUUCUCUCUUGGUAUUUAAAUUCAAGUUUGAAACAUUAUAAAGCGAAACCUUUCGAUUACAUCGGAGAAAUUCUCAGAAAUCGUGGAGAUGGAGGAUUCAUAAAAUAUUUAAAGGAUAAAAAGCUUAUUUUGCACUCACAAACGCAAGAGAUAAGCACAUCAGUUUAUACACAUCUUUCUAUAAAUAUUCAACUGACGGAUUUGGGUCUUCAACAUGUUGAUUUAGUUCUAAAAGAAGUUUUCUCAUAUUUGUUAAUGAUGAAGGAAACUACGAUUGAAGAACAUGAAAGAUUGUUUAAUGAAUAUAAAGCAGAAAGUGAAGUUAAUUUUAGAUAUGUACAAGAAAAUGAUCCUUCAUUGAAUACUACUAAUACUGUAACCAACUUAAUGCUUUACGAUGAUGCUGACAUACUCAGAGCUAGCGAUGUUUAUCUCGAGUUUGAUUCAAAAGUUAUUCUUGAUUAUAUUGAUAAAUUAAAUGAACGAAAAUUUAACAUCACGAUUCUUGCUAAUGAACAUGAAAGUUUUAACAAGAAGGAAAAGUAUUUCGGUGUUGAAUUCGAUGAGAUUGAUUUCCCAGAAAAAUAUCAAAGAUUGUGGAAUGAACGAACAUUAAACCCAGAAUUCUUUUUGGAAAAACCAAAUCCAUAUAAAGCUACGAACUUUGAGAUUUAUGAGAACGUUGAAGAAUCACCGAAGUAUCCAGUGAAAAUCUAUGAAAGUGACAUUUAUGAAGUCUGGCACAAGUUGGAUGAUCAUUUUAAAUCUCCUCAUGGCCAUGUUUGCAUUCAUUUGGCAUCACCUAAGCUUAUGAACUCAGCUUACAACUUUUUGCUUUUAAGUUUUUUUACGAAUUUUGCGACUAGCAAAAUCGUUGAGAAAUUCUCAUCGGCAUUUAAUGCUGGCUUGAAUAUUCAAAUAAAAAAGACACAAACUGGUUUACAUGUUGCAUUCAAAGGCUAUAAUGAAAAACUUCAUUUGCUUAUUGAUUCUGUAAUUAAAGAAAUUACUAAAUUAAUUGAAGAAGUUGACGAGGAAAAGUUUGAAAUGGUAAAAGAUCAAAUAAAAAAAUCUCAUCGCACCAUGCUUCAAUCGUCAAUUACAUUAAGUAAUGAGCUUAUCCCCAAAGUCUUACAACAUAAUUUUUGGCUUAUUUACGAAAAAUAUAAAAUCAUUGAUAAUGUUAAACUUGAAGAUAUUCAAAAAUUUUCUACAAAAUUUUUCCGUCACAUGAAAGUUCAAGUUUUAGUUCAGGGAAACAUAACAAAAGCGCAAUCUUUGGACAUCUUCAAAGAAUUAGAGAACAAUUUGACUUGUGAGCCACUUGAGGGUGAAUACGAGUUGAAACCUCGAGGAUAUCAACUGCCAAAAGGAAAAUCGGUUCUUAGAAUGAAAUCGCUUAUGCUUAAUGAUGAAAAUUCAGCAACGAUUGUGUAUGUUCAAUCCAAAAAAGAAACAAUUCGUGAUCGUUGUCUGCUGAAAUUGUUGGAAAAAAUGUUAGACGUAAAAGCUUUCGAACAAUUGAGGAGCAAGGAACAACUUGGUUAUCGUGUUGGUGCAGAUGUCUUAGUUAAAGGUGGAGUUUUAGGUUUUUCAAUUUAUGUUUCAUCACAAGAAAGUAAACAUCAUUACUCAAAAGUCUUGAAGAGAAUAGAAGUUUUUUUCAAUGAAACUGCACCAAAAAUAAUUGAAGAACUUGCCGAUGAUGAAUUUGAAAAAUUAAAAGACGCAAGAAUGAAACUUUUAACAGCUCAGGACUUGGACCUUGAAGCAGAAGUUACAAAGAAUUGGUCAGAAAUAUAUCGUCAUUCAUAUAUGUUUGAUAAAAACGAAUUAUCCACAAAAGUAACCAAAAAUUUAACUAGAACUGAUUUGAAAGACUUCUUUGAGUCACUCACAUCACCAGAAAAUUUGAAGAAAUUGAUUGUUCAGGUGGUUGGAUGUUCAGAAAAUUGCAUUACCACUGAAACACAAGAAAAGGGACGCGAACUAAAUCUUGAAUACAUCGCAGAAAAAUUAUCAGAUGACGAAAAUAUUAUCACAGAUAUUGAAUUGUUUCGAAGUUCUUUAUUUCUUUAUCCAUCUGGCACAAUUGAAAUUGAAUAA